Messenger RNA from Portunus trituberculatus (swimming crab), 2814 nucleotides. Its product is annotated as 6-phosphogluconolactonase-like. The coding region runs from base 1044 to 1769 and encodes 241 amino acids. The transcript has 5 exons. Gene Ontology annotation, biological process: carbohydrate metabolic process; pentose-phosphate shunt. Gene Ontology annotation, molecular function: 6-phosphogluconolactonase activity. The record is from RefSeq and is a predicted model, not a curated record. NCBI's taxonomy places the organism in Eukaryota, Metazoa, Arthropoda, Malacostraca, Decapoda, Portunidae.
CUCCAGUGACACAUGUGGUGGUCCCCGUGCAUGUGUGUUGGCUGCAGGAGUGGGCAUACCGUGUGUGCAGGUGUGUGGGGGUGAAGUGUCUGGGACGAAGGUUGAGCAGAGAACACCUGUAACUUCUCACCAUCCUUCGCCACGGCGCUCAGAGUAAAGUUCAUUUCACCGUAUUUUUCACUCUAGCUCUAUUUUUUGUGUGUAAAUAGAGAGGAGAUUGUGUAUUUAGUGCAUUUUGUCUCUGUGUGUGCAGUGCAGAGAGCGAGUCAUGCUACAUGGAACGUAAUUAACCCUUAAAGUACUAUGACGCGUUUUCAUAUUCAGUUACUAUUUGAUUUUAUGCAGCUUCAAAUAUUUGUGUGGGAAUCGAAAUAGAGAAAAUUCUGGCCAUUAAUCUUCAGGCCAUUAUAGCCCCUUCCUAAUGCAAGUUAAAUCGUCUUAUCACACCCAAAACUCAGGUGGAAAUCCGUCCCUGUACUGAAGGAGUGCUAAUAAUGCAAGGGGCGAGAGAAUUCGUAUCGGUGAGAACACGGCAGCGGUCCAGCGGGAGUGACUUGUGGGUGACAAACACUAGGAAACUUUGGCUGAACUGAGGAAAUCUGGCAGGAAACUUUGACUGAACUGUGGAAAUCUGGUAGGAUAUUCUCGCUGAACUGAGGAAAUUUGGUAGAAAACUGGCUGAGCUAAGAAAAUCUAGUAGGAAAUUCUCGCUGAACUGUGGAAACCUGGUAGGAAACUGGGUGAACUGUGGAAACCUAGUAGGAAACUUUCGCUGCACUGAGGAAACCUGACUGUCAUUACACGAGGAGCGAGGAAAGGAAGGGAGAAAGCUUGAAGAUUCCUUUUAACACAGCAGCUGGGAGACAGAAAAGACACCGCUGGAUAGAUCAAAGGAAGACAUACCGAGACAACUCAAAAGAAGAUAGAUAAGGCAAUACAAGGAAGGAAAUAAGAAGGAUAGAAACCACAAGGAGGAUACAGAAAGACAUCACAAGGAAAAAGAGACAGCACAGUAAAGACAAACUGUUCUUCCUUCUACCAAAAUGACAUCGACGAAAUCCCAAGCAGUGAAAAAGGUGGUGGAGAGCGAGCAGGAAGUGGCCAAGCAGCUGUGUACCCUAGUGGAGCACCUGUCCAAUGAAGCUAUCGAGGCACGGGGCAGGUUCACCAUUGGCUUGUCUGGUGGAUCAAUGGCAAAGUUCCUGUGUGGGGGCCUACCUUCCAUCCAGACCAGCUGGGACAAGUGGUUGCUGUUCUUUUGUGACGAGCGACUUGUGCCGUUCUCAAAUGAUGACUCGACAUACAAACUAUACCAAGCUGGUCUGGUGGGCAAGACUCCUUUGAAAGAAGACCAGUUUGUAAUCAUCAACCCAGACUUAGAAGUGCAGGCCGCAGCUAAGGACUAUGAAGAAAAGAUCCGAGCUAAAUUCCCUGACAGUGACUGGCCGCAAUUUGACCUGCUGCUGCUGGGAAUGGGACCUGACGGACACACUGCUUCCCUCUUCCCAGGCCACCCCCUCCUGGAUGAGCAGAGUGUUUGGGUCGCCGCCAUUGCCGACUCCCCCAAGCCUCCCCCAUGCCGAGUGACAAUGACCUUUCCUGUCAUCAACAAAGCCCGCUGCUGUGCCUUUGCCAUGGCUGGGGAAGGAAAGGCAGAUAUGGUGAAGCGCAUCCUUGGUGACGGCGAGAAGCUGCCAUCUGGAAUGGUGCAGCCAACAGGUGGAGAGCUGCUUUGGAUCCUGGACAAGUCUGCUGCAUCUAAGUUGUAAUGCAGGAACUAAAGCAAUAUACACACUCACAGUGGAGUCAUCUAGCUGACACAGCAACACUCUUACACACACUCUUUAGCAAGAGUUGGGGUUCACAUUUCUUCACGCUGAUGCAGAACACUUUCAGCUAUUGUAUCCUUGCAUGCUCCAGUUGCUCCAGCUUAAAUGCACAUACAUUCAUACAUAUAUAAAGGGUCUCUCCAUCAAAAAGGAGAGUAACUAGAGGCACGCAACUUUCAGUUGCAUAUACUAUGAAAUGACUACAAUAUCAAACAGCAUCACUGUUAUUCUAAGUCACAGCCAUUCAAUAUUUCUAUAAGAUUGUUUCAUUCCAUCACUAUAUCAAACAGAGAUUAUGAAUUCAGCACCACAUUAUUCACAUCAGUUUGCUUAAUUCCAUCACUAAAUCAAACAAAAGGAGAACAUAAAUUAAGCAUCACAAUUCCCACAUUCUAGGUCACUCCCUCCUACAAGAAAAGAAUAUUUGUCCUGCUGCCUACAGUGACCUGACCUCUGACCCAACACACUCCUCAGCUUCCCCUGUGACCAUCCUACCUUUCCCUCCCUGCCAUGUCUGCUGAGGUUAACUCUGCCUCAGCCUUAACAUGACACCAGCACCAUUCUGUACUGAAUGUUAGAUACACCAUGAUAUAUCAAAUACUACAAGCUAUCAUUCCACUACCUAUAUAUCCAGGUGACCAGUAUUAACUCUACAAGGUAACCUGGAUAUUAAAUGUUGAAAAAAUAAAGCACAUUAAAUCAAACAUUCUAUUACAGUUAAUAAAUGCAUAUCUGGUUAACUGAAAAUAAUGGUGAUGGGAUUUAUUUGCAUACAUACACCCAGGAAACUUGUACAAGGUUGACAUUCCAACAAACUCAGCAAAGCCUAUGUAACAAUUCAUGGGUAAGAUUGGUUGUGUGUCCGUUGUGGUUCUACAUGAGUGGCAUUGUAUUUCAGAUAGUUUAGCCAUUGACUGUGUGUGUGUGUGUGUGUGUUUCUACUGUGGUUGUUACAGGUUAUUUUGAAGUAAAAACAUAUGCAUCU